Molecule: messenger RNA, 1497 nt
Organism: Diaporthe batatas
Lineage: Eukaryota; Fungi; Ascomycota; Sordariomycetes; Diaporthales; Diaporthaceae
Exons: 7
Coding region: 1-1497 (498 amino acids)
Biological process (GO): protein phosphorylation
Molecular function (GO): protein kinase activity; ATP binding
Source: RefSeq, a predicted model, not a curated record
AUGGCGGGCGCCUUGCCCUUCACGCCUGAUAACCCGCCACCUCGUGCUGGUAGCAGCUUUUGGAACCCGUCGAACACCCGCACACCAUCGCAGAUCGCCAGGAUCAGAUAUAGAGAGACCGAAUACUUCAGGCUCUGGCGCCGAGGACUCAGGUACGAGUGGGAAGAGCCAAAGGAGAACCGGCCAGUGGGAGACCUCCCGGGGCGGCGGAGCGGGCGAUGGGGCGGUCAGCCAAUGACGGAGGCGUCCAGCGUCGGGUACCGCCGGGAAGAUCAAAGAGAUCUCAUACGAUAUUAUCGGUCUGUGGGUGCAUCACCACCAGUACGCGUCGCGGGACCUGCUCAGGCGGCUGUGAGGAGGCUCCUGGGUGCCUCGCUCGUCAAGAUACUUGGGUUUGGCGGGUUCGGAAUCGCGGCUUUGCUGGACGUGACCAGCAAGCAGGGCACGGUCACCAGAUGUGUGAUGAAGACAUUCAUCGGAGACGAGGACGAUGACGACGACGACCUGAAGACGGAGAGGGAGUUGCAAAUAUCCUUGAUAAGAGCGAUGCACGUGGUGCAGCUUGUGAGGUGGUCCACACUGACAGGCACACCGGUAACUUUAGAGGAUGCCCUAAUUGAUGACAACCCGAACUUCUUCUUCAUGGAGCUCAUGAAGCAAGGUGAUCUUAAACAGGCCAUCGGAAGGGCAGGAAACGCUUACAGGGGAGAGAAACUACCCAGCAGAUUGCUCUGGAAGGUUUUCGCGUGCCCCAUGCGUUAUCCACCGAGACUGGACCAAAUUGAGUCACUGACAGACGCAGAAUGGAUAUCAGAAGACGGAGCCGCCAUACUGGAACAAAUACCUGAUCCAGCCGUUCGUGACCGACGUGACUACGACUUGAUCCAUUUUGACCUUGAUCCACAAAACAGAGAUUUCGAUGACAUGGUCCACUCCGCCGUCCCUCUAUUUAAGAUUGCCGACCUCGGUCUUGCUGAGCGCAAUCGAGGUGAUGCUUUGACUAAAGAGCAACCAGACCGCGCGAAAUGCAGCCUCCGCUGCAAGUCGCGGCGAAUUAUGGAUCAUGAUUUACCUAACAAUGAUACUUGGAAGUGCAUGCAUAUGGUGAUAACACUUUACACCUUCCCAUACCCUCCACUCACAGUCGGCCCUUUCAAUGGUCAAGGCCUACCCUGGGAGUACGAAGGUGUGGGUACUAUACAGGAUAUCAGCGGCACAGAAGUACCACCUUUCUAUUCAAAUGGUGCCGGGCUAGUGGACGAAAGAGGACUCGAUCCACGUCUGCGAAACCUGCUCAUUCGAUGUCUGGCAGUGCUCCCUGCCCACCGGCCAGGACUGGAAGAGCUGCAGUCCUGGGCCACCCAGGCAGAGUCAGACCCAAAUUUCUUUGCAACAAUUAGCGGUGAUGUGACCUCGACUGAACUGUCGGACCAAUUUAUAUCCCCCUCCGGUUACGAAUCAAACUCCCUCACCAGUGGCGAGAGAAGCGUCGGGUGA